AUGGAAAAUGAAAAUAUUAUUGAAGACGGCGAUGCAAGUGUUUUCCAGAGUACAUUUGACAAUCUUUUUAUUUUAAGAGAAUUCUCUAAUAUAUCAAGUAGCUUAAGUGAUGAAGAAUUUCUGGCAACUGUACCUAAAGAAAAAAUUGAAAGUGUUCGUUGGAUAUCAGUAUUCCGAUGUAUUAAACAAGACAUUUUAGACAUGAUGGUUAGAGAAAUGAAUAAAAUGUGGAGUACUGAAGAUAUGCAUCAAAAGUUAGAGAUACUUGAAACACAGAGAGAAAAAUAUGCAGAAAUCAACCCUCAUAACUCUGCUUGGCGACCCCAGCAUGAUAGUGUUAAAAAUCAAUUAAGAGCUUUAGAUGCUGGCAUUUUAAGAAAUCAAAAAGCAUUGCUAGAGUCAUUAUUAAAAGAGUAUGAUGAGAAAGUAAACAAGUUACAGAAGACAGUUCAGGCUAAAAGACAAUAUCUCAAAGCUGUCACAAUGGAUAUUCAAAAAUAUGAAAAGAAUGUUGAAGAAGUUAUGUCUAAAAUAUGUGAGAAGAUUCAAACUCAUACUGCAUUGGGAGAAGAGAUAAUACCAAAGUUUGAUAAUGAUGUAUGGUUAAGUAAUACCCAAAAGGAUGUGGAGUAA
Molecule: messenger RNA, 633 nt
Organism: Pieris macdunnoughi
Lineage: Eukaryota; Metazoa; Arthropoda; Insecta; Lepidoptera; Pieridae
Source: the annotation of a GenBank genome assembly